UCUGUGUGUACAUAUAUGCUUGCAUAUUUCUCUCUCUCCUCUCUCUAGAAGGUUACAGUAUUUGCUUUUUGUUGCCAUUGUUUUGUUUAUCAUUUCCCUACCCAGAUCUCCCAAGUUUCAACCCUAAAUUCCAAAAUCUUUAUACAAUCAGACAGAUACAAAUACAUAAUAGCCGAUCGAUUGUUUUCUCUUGUUUCUCUAUAUUUUUGUGAAAUUUCAAUUUUGUUCUUACCGAUCUGAGAGGAAGAGAUAGGGUUUGAUGAAGGUCGAUUUCGGGAAUUCAAAACAGCGUUGAUGGGUGAUCACCGAUAUGCCUCAACUGCGUAGCGGAGUGCGCAGAGGCCGUCGACCCGCUGCUGCUCCACGACCCGAUCCGAAUCCGAAGCCGAAGAAGAUUAAGACACCAGCCUUACGGAGAACCAGACGAACUGCAGGGAGGCAAACCGAAGGGAGUGAGGGUACUAUUAGGGAUAAGGAUAGUAAGGAUAAGGCGACAGUGAAUGUUGUUGUGCUAGAUGAUGAUGACAACGAGAGCGGUGAAAGAGUUGUUGGUAAGGUGAAGAAAACGACAUCCUUGGAGGGUGAGGAGAUAAAGAAGGUAGAGAAAGUUAAAGAAGAGGUCAAGAGGAAGAUGGAUCCUUAUGAUAAUAGUGGUGGCCGCGGCAGCGACAAGGGUUUGGGAGCUGAGGACGAGGGCAGCACUGCUCCCAUUCCCGAAAGGGUCCAGGUUGGUAGUUCUCCGGCAUAUCGAAUUGAUAGGAAACUGGGGAAAGGAGGUUUUGGACAAGUGUAUGUUGGUCGUCGAAUUAAUCCACCGAAUCCGAAUGAAAGAACUGGUCCAGGAGCUGUAGAGGUAGCCUUAAAAUUUGAGCACCGAAGCAGCAAGGGUUGUAACUAUGGACCCCCUUACGAGUGGCAAGUUUACAGUGCACUUGGUGGCAGUCACGGCAUACCGCGUGUACACUACAAAGGACGGCAAAAUGACUACUAUAUUAUGGUUAUGGAUAUGCUUGGUCCUAGUCUGUGGGAUGUGUGGAAUAACACUUCCCACACGAUGUCCACUGAAAUGGUGGCUUGUAUUGCGAUUGAAGCCAUCUCUAUUUUAGAGAAGUUGCACUCCAAAGGAUAUGUGCAUGGUGAUGUGAAACCUGAGAACUUUUUGCUUGGUCCACCUGGAACAGUUGAUGAGAAAAAACUUUUUCUCGUUGAUCUUGGAUUGGCUACCCGCUGGCGUGAUAGUUCAACUGGUCUGCAUGUAGAUUAUGAUCAGCGGCCAGAUGUUUUUAGGGGCACAGUACGCUAUGCAAGUGUGCACGCUCAUCUUGGAAGAACUGGGAGCCGUAGAGAUGAUUUGGAGUCCCUUGCAUAUACAUUAAUUUUUCUUCUCCGUGGUCGGCUUCCUUGGCAGGGAUACCAGGGUGAAAAUAAAGGCUUCAUUGUCUGCAAAAAGAAGAUGGCAACUUCUCCAGAAUCUCUCUGUUGCUUCUGCCCCGUACCUUUCCGUCAGUUUGUUGAGUAUGUUGUUAACUUGAAGUUUGACGAAGAGCCUAAUUAUGCGAAAUAUAUCUCCCUAUUUGAUGGUAUAGUUGGUCCAAAUCCUGACAUCAGGCCAAUCAAUACUGAAGGUGCUCAAAAGCUUAUAUAUCAAGUUGGGCACAAGAGAGGUCGAUUGAUGAUGGACGGAGAUGAUGACGAGCAACCAAAGAAAAAGAUCCGAAUGGGUAUGCCUGCAACACAAUGGAUUAGUGUCUAUAAUGCCCGACGCCCAAUGAAGCAAAGAUAUCACUAUAAUGUGGCAGAUGUCAGGCUCUACCAGCACAUUGAUAAAGGAAACGAAGAUGGACUAUUUAUCAGCAGUGUGGCAUCUUGUGCGAAUUUGUGGGCCCUAAUUAUGGAUGCAGGGACUGGUUUCAAUGCUCAAGUUUACGAACUGUCUCCUUAUUUCCUUCACAAGGAAUGGAUUAUGGAACAAUGGGAGAAGAAUUAUUAUAUCAGCGCGUUAGCAGGGGCUAAUAAUGGAAGUUCAUUAGUGGUUAUGUCUAAGGGUACCCAGUAUCUGCAGCAAUCAUAUAAAGUCAGUGAAUCGUUUCCGUUCAAGUGGAUCAACAAAAAAUGGAGAGAGGGGUUCUAUGUCACUGCCAUGGCAACUGCAGGGUCUAGAUGGGCAAUUGUCAUGUCUCGUGGGGCUGGAUUUUCUGAUCAGGUUGUUGAGUUGGACUUUCUGUACCCUAGUGAAGGUGUUCAUAGAAGAUGGGAUGCUGGUUACCGCAUUACAUCAACUGCUGCAACAUGGGAUCAAACUGCUCUUGUUCUGAGUGUUCCAAGAAGAAAACCAGCAGAUGAGACACAGGAGACUCUUCGGACUUCUGCUUUUCCAAGUACACACGUCAAGGACAAGUGGGCAAAAAACCUUUACAUUGCAUCUGUGUGUUAUGGGAGAACUGUUUCCUGAGGCAUCCAAUUUUGUUGAGGACUUCUUAUGGAUUGCAUGGAAUUGACUUCUCUUUCCGAUGAGAUGCGAGGGGUGCUCAUUUCCUGUAAUUUGAGAAAAGAAAGGAUAGCCUUUUUUCCGCUGCCAAGCUGACUGAUUCUGCCAACUUGGUUCUUGAUAGUAUGCUUAACUCUUACUAUCAACUUAUAUAAUUAUUUGUAACACCUAUGCGCUAUAUUGCAAAUGCAUCUAGAUGCUUCAAGCAGUUUGAGAUAUCCAGUGGGUGUAGUUUACUCAUUGGUAGAAGUUUGUAUAGUUUUGAACAAUAGUUACUUUAGAUUGAGCACACAGGCUUCAUAUUGAUUGCUAUAGUAUUUUGGUACGUGCAAUCUAAUAUUGUGCUAUGCAGUCGGUCAACUAUAUGACAUCUUUCCCCUUUUGGGUCCUCAUUUUUAUUUUGGAUUUGCAUAUCUUGAUUUGAAUUUUAUAAUUUUCUGGAAUAACAUUGACCUGGACAUCGAUAUGGACUUAAUUUGUACACAAAUCAACUUAAAUAGCCUUAUAUUGGUAAGGCUAUUUGUUGCA
Messenger RNA from Olea europaea var. sylvestris, 3016 nucleotides. Its product is annotated as casein kinase 1-like protein HD16. Lineage: Eukaryota; Viridiplantae; Streptophyta; Magnoliopsida; Lamiales; Oleaceae. The record is from RefSeq and is a predicted model, not a curated record. The transcript is spliced from 16 exons. Gene Ontology annotation, molecular function: protein serine/threonine kinase activity; ATP binding. Gene Ontology annotation, cellular component: cytoplasm; nucleus. Bases 311 to 2452 code for a protein of 713 amino acids. Gene Ontology annotation, biological process: signal transduction; peptidyl-serine phosphorylation; endocytosis.